Molecule: messenger RNA, 492 nt
Organism: Letharia columbiana
Lineage: Eukaryota; Fungi; Ascomycota; Lecanoromycetes; Lecanorales; Parmeliaceae
Exons: 2
Coding region: 1-492 (163 amino acids)
Source: RefSeq, a predicted model, not a curated record
AUGGCGGAUCCGGGUUCUCAUCCUCGUCCUCCCACAGCCCGCGCCCUCCUUCCGUCAGCCGCCAACACCUCCCGCUCCCCCACUGGUCAAUACUCUUCACAAGCUACGGCGCCCUCUUCGCCAUCCUACCCCCUCGCCCCAGCCUGCCGACUCUACUCCCAAGUCCGGGACAACGCCCUCAACACCUGGGCAUCCCGGCCCGAGCUCGAUCAAGUAGCCGUCGGAGCCGGGGACGUCAGGCUCGCGUUCGGCUGCAGCAAGGAGCCGAUACCGUGGGACUUUGUCGCAGAGUUCGCCGCGAGGGAGACGGAUGCGGUGGAGAGAGGGUUCGCGAGGAGGUGGGCGUGGCAGGGUUGGGAGAGGACGGGCGAUCAUGGUAGGAUCUGUGAUGUUGGGUUCAGGUUGGCGGGAGGCGAGUCGGUGAUGCCUCCUAAGGGUGUGGUAGUGGGGAGGAAGAUUGAGUCUAGAGAACCGCGAUUGGUUCCUGGAUAG